AUGUUCGUUACCUCAACUUCAUCUAAUUGCCACCUUCCCUCACUUCUUUCUGAAAAAGAGCUUGAUUCAAUCAGAGGGAAGACCAGAUCCUUCAAUAAACUGAUGAAACAUCCGAGAGCGUCUCUCCCAGAUAUUCAAGAUCUCAUCGACAACCUCGGAGUCUAUUUGGAAGUUCUUCUUGUAAACGCUCCUAAGACUAGGGGAAACAUUGAGAAGAUGGAUGUCAUCAACAAAGCGAGGCAUCUCCUGGAAGAUAUCCUGAUUCGUGUGAUUUUGAAGGGAGAAACGUUGGAAGAUGCCACGAAAACAGUCAGCGGGUUCUACAGUUAA
Molecule: messenger RNA, 330 nt
Organism: Caenorhabditis remanei
Lineage: Eukaryota; Metazoa; Nematoda; Chromadorea; Rhabditida; Rhabditidae
Exons: 3
Coding region: 1-330 (109 amino acids)
Source: RefSeq, a predicted model, not a curated record